This is a messenger RNA of Chelonoidis abingdonii (Abingdon island giant tortoise), 3561 nucleotides long. NCBI's taxonomy places the organism in Eukaryota, Metazoa, Chordata, Testudines, Testudinidae. The record is from RefSeq and is a predicted model, not a curated record.
CCCUGUUCCCUCUGUGCCCCUUUUUCUCUCCGUUUCACCAGUGUCCAGCUCUCACUGUGGCUGGUGGGGGCUCUGGGGGUAUCUGGGGUCCCUGGCCAGGGACUCUGGGGACUGGGUGCCAGGGAAUAUCUGGCAGGACCCUGACUUGGGUUAUGGGGGUGUCUGGGGCCCCUGGCUGUGGGGUCUGGGCUCUGGGUAUUGGGGUGUCUGGGGGCUGCUACUAACCAUGAUCCUUCUCUCUGAUCAGCUUGUGCCAGAAUCCUGGCUCCAAGCACUGCCAGGCAGUCCCCAGCCAGGCCCACUCACCAUGGUAACUUUCUAUGCACUUAUCAAACACUGUGAGGUGAAAUCGCACAUUUUUCUUUUUUCCAGUCUUGAAAACUGCAGGAACUUCUGGUCCUGUAGGGAAUAUUCAUUACCCCACCCCUAGUCCUUGUCCUAGAUCUGCGGGGUGAGGGAGAUGGGAAAGGGGUUAGCACUGCCACACUAUGGUCUCUUCCACAGUGUUCUGGACUCGUUCUUUCUGAAAUCUGGUUUCAUUGAGAACAUUGUUAAUCCAGAGUCACUGUAUGAGGGAAAAAAAAAAAAAAAAAGGAGGAGGAGUGACUCCAGAUGAACACUGGGGCAAAUGACAUUAACAGUUCUCCCUGUGAGGAGGGGCUCUCAUUAGCUGCUCUCCCUAGAGAGCUAAAGGAGGGAAGCUGCUCAAACGCUCUGUCCCUCUCUGCUCAGGAUGUUGGGGUUCAGGUUCCUCUGUCAGAUGCUGAGGUCUCCAUUGUGAUCUGGGAGACCAGGCUUAGCAGCUGCUUCUCCCCCAGCAGCUGGGCUCUGUGCUGGGAAGUGACCUUUUAAAUAAAGCGGCUUCUCUGCCACACCCACUUGAUGACUUUCUCCAGCCCUGGGGCAGACCUGAGCCCUGUUUAUACUAAAUUCUGAGCCACAGACUUCAGGUAACUGAAAGAAGCCAAGGGAAAAUGCUGUAGGCUGGCAUUAAAAUGACUCUACACAAACAGCUGUGCCCCCUUCCCAUCCCCCAAUCAUUUCUCCUGCCAUUAGCAAGUGCAGGAGCAAAUCCAGCUAUGGGGAGCAACCAACCCAGGAAUGAGACUUUCCUACCAGAUUGGCAGGGAGAGGGGACAGGGAAAAGGAGAUAGAAGGAGAAAGAGACACUGAAAGGGGCCUUGGGAGAGAAGAGUUUGGAGAGAGAUUUCCAGAUCUGUAAUCUGCCCAGACUGAUGUAUUACUGCACCCUUGGUGGAGUCACUUUCCUGUGGACAAGAUGAGGAUCAGACUGAGGAAAACCCAGUUCCUGACUCCAUAUCCCUCCUGUUGGGGUGUGGCUGCCAUGGGGGGCCAGUGACCUUUGAGAAGGUGGCUGUGUAGAAGAGUGGGCUCUCCUGGACCCUGCUUAGGAGCCCUCUACAGACAAGUCAUGCAGAAGAACUAUGAGAGCGUGACCUCCCUGGAUGGGUAGGAGCGAGGACUCUAACCCUCCCCCUUAUGGCCCGGCACUUCUAGGACUUGGGGGUCAGGUGUGGCAGCAGGUGACGCAAUGGUAUGUGAGAAAGAGGAGCAGAAUUCUCAGCCGGAAAAUGUUGAGCAAGUGGAUAAACACAGAGAAUUAUCGCAAAGAUUAGAAAGGAAUGUGUCCAGGAGUCAUGAGCAGGGACAUUCGUGUGAGAUUCAGCACAGAUCAGAAAGAGAGCAAGGAAACCAGCCAGGGGAGAAAGUGAGUAAAUGUAUUUCCUGUUGGGGAACUCAGAAGGACCUCAAGCAAACCGCAACCCAGCAGGAAAUCCUCAUGGGAAAGAGAAAAAAUACAUGCACUGAGUGUGGAAAAAACGUAUGUGACUGCUCAGCCCUUAUAAAGCGUCAGAGAAUCCACACAAGAGAGAGGCCUUAUGAAUGCAGUGAGUGUGGGAAAAACUUUACUCACAGAUCACACCUUAUUACCCAUCAGAGAAUCCACACAGGGGAGAGACCUUAUAAAUGCAGUGUGUGUGGGAAAAGCUUCACUACCAGCUCAGCCCUUUCUGAACAUCAGAGAAUCCACACAGGGGAGAGGCCCUAUGAAUGCACUGAAUGCUGGAAAACCUUCACACGCAGCUCGCACCUUACUAGGCAUCAGACAAUCCACACAGGAGAGAGGCCCUAUGAGUGCCGUGAGUGUGGGAAAAGCUUCACUACCAGCUCAGCCCUUUCUGAACAUCAGAGAAUCCACACAGGGGAGAGGGCCUAUGUAUGCAGUGAGUGUGGGAAAAACUUUACUCACAGAUCAGGACUUUUUCUCCAUCAAAGCAUCCACACAGGGGAGAGGCCCUAUGAAUGUUGUGAGUGUGGGCAAACCUUCAGUCGCAGUUCACACCUUAGUAGGCAUCAGAAAAUCCACACAGGAGAGAGGCCUUACGAAUGCCGUGAGUGUGGGAAAAGCUUCACUACCAGCUCAGCUCUUUCUGAACAUCUGAGAAUCCACACAGGGGAGAGGCCCUAUGAAUGCCAUGAGUGUGGGAAAAGCUUCACUAUCAGCUCAGCCCUUUCUGAACAUCAGAGAAUCCACACAGUGGAGAAGCCCUAUGAAUGCAGUGAGUGUGGGAAAACCUUCAGUCGCAGCUCAUACCUUUUUCAACAUCAGAGAAUCCACACAGGUGAGAGGCCCUAUAAAUGCAUUGAGUGUGGGAAAAGCUUCGCUACCAGCUCAGUACUUUCUGAUCAUCAGAAAAUUCACACUGGUGUGAGACCCUAUAAAUGCAGAGAGUGUGGGAAAACCUUCAAUCACAGAUCAACCCUUAUUAGGCAUCAGAGAAUCCACACAGGGGAAAGGCCCUAUGAAUGCAGUGAGUGUGGGAAAACCUUUAUACACAGUUCAUACCUUAUUAGGCAUCAGAGAAUCCACACUGGAGAGAGGCCCUAUGAAUGCAGUGAGUGUGGGAAACGCUUCACUACCAACUCAGCCCUUUUUCAACAUCAGAGUAACCACACAGGCGAGAGGACCUAUAAAUGCGGUGAGUGUGGGGAAAGCUUCACUACCAGCAUAACCCUUUCUGAACAUCAGAGAAUCCACACAGGAGAGGCCCUAUGAAUGCAGUGAUUGUGGGAAAACCUUCUGUUGGCACUCAGCCCAUGUUAGCUGUCAGAGAAUCUGCAAGGGAGAUCAACACCAUAAAAACCUCUAGGCUACCCAUACUUCUUUUUCUUUAAUACUUUUCCUGAUUCCCACAUAGUAACUUUUAAAGCUGUUUGAACUGUUUGCAGCACUGUUAUCCCUCAGCUUGUCCAGAUGAAUGGCCCAUUUUUGCCUUUUGACAUUCACCCUGUUUUGAAGUUGAUCCAUUUGUCCUUUCUAUCAACUCCAUUGUCCCAUGAGUAAUUCGAGUGUGCCCUUCCUAUCCGGAACGAGGGAGCAUCACAUUUAUACCAUUCCUCCUAUUGCAAAGUUAUUGUUAAAGUCAACGAUGAUACAGAUUGUAUCAUUUCCAGUUGAUCUCACCUUGCUCUGGGUUGUGCUGAAGAGCAGUUAUAUUGGGAACUUUUCAAAUUAUAUUUAAAUGAAGAGGGACAGGG